AUUUUUAUUGCUCCAUUGUGUCAGCGGUGUAUAUUUUUAAUAUUGGCGAAAACGGCUCAAUUUACAGUUUUUUAAUGCACGAAAAUAUUUAAAGUUUAAUAAUAGCGUAACAUACAGUUUGUAUACUGUUUACAUAUUCAUGUACAUGUAAUACUUGAACAAAGAUGCGGUGGACUUUGCACACUGAGGGUGGGCCCAGGAGAGUGAAUCACGCCGCAGCCUGUGUCGGUGACAAAAUAUUUUCCUUCGGUGGAUACUGUUCCACCGAAGAAUAUCGAGAUUGGGAAUCGAUUUCCGUCCAUGUAUUAGACACUUCAAUUUUCAAAUGGGCACUGGUGGAAUAUAAUAAAACUAAUGCUCCUUUUCAAAGAUAUGGACACUCAGUUAUCGCUUAUGGAGAAAAGAUUUACAUGUGGGGUGGUAGGAACGACACUGUGGCUUGUGACACUGUAUAUUGCUUUGAUACAAGAGAGUUAGUAUGGAGUACACCUCCUGUAACUGGGAUGAUACCAAAUGGAAAGGAUGGUCAUGCUGCCUGCCUUAUAAAAAAUAAAAUGUACAUCUUUGGUGGCUUUGACUACCUAACUGACAUGUAUACAAAUAAUAUUCACUGCCUAAAUUUAGAUACAAUGGAAUGGAGCUAUGUUUACGUUAAGGGAACACCACCCAUAUCUCGAGAUUUUCAUACGGCUUUGCCUUAUGGGGACAGAAUGUACAUUUUUGGUGGUAGGGGAGACUUUGAAAGGCCGCACAAUGCACAGAAUGAAGUAUACUGUGAUAAAGUAUUUUAUUUAGAUACAACUAAAGAAACUUGGGUAACUGUUGAGAUCAAAGGCAUAAAACCUGAUGGAAGAAGGAGCCAUUCUGCCUGGAUAUAUAAUGAUUUUAUGUACAUUUUUGGUGGAUACAAUGAAAAAACCAAGACACAUUUCAAUGAUAUAUUCAGAUUUUCAUUGAAAGGAAAUUAUUGGGAGCUCGUCAAAACGAAAGGAACUGCACCAUGUAAGAGGAGACGACAGGUGUGCAUCUUGUAUGACAAUAAAAUAUACUUAUUUGGAGGAACUAGUCCAGUAAAAAAUCCGCCAGACACAAAUCCAAAUGAUCCUCAUGAUGUUGAUGAAAAUAAAAAGCUUUUGGACAACAAUGAUCUUCAUAUCUUGGAUUAUAUGCCGAGUUUGAAGGUGCUGUGUAUCAAUUAUGUAUUGGACAAUAAACUGGAUACUUCCAGUCUGCCUAAAGAUAUAUUGAUGGACAUCAGAAUAAUGACACAGCCAAAUCGUAUCAGCAGGCCCAUCAAUCAAACUGGUUGAAAUCAUUUACAUUUACAUCAUAAGUAGAAAUGUAACAUAAUAUUAAAUUUAGGAGGAUAUUUGAUCUGAGUUGUGCAAUGUUUUAUCGUGAUAUUUUGUGCACUUGUUGACAAACAUGCAAUUUUGAAUGCAUGAAAUACUUAUAACUUUUUUUAAAUCGCAUAAUAAUAUCUAUGUAUAAUUUAUUGGAUUUAUCGUUUUACCAGGGACUAAAAAAUUUGUGAAUAUAUGUUUUAUAUACAAGAAGUGACGGUAAGAAGAGUAGGAUUGUUUAGAAUUGAAGAUACUACAGCAGAAUGUUGAACCGGUAUUUAAUAUAAUAUAUGCUUAUUAUUAUUAGUCAGAUCAUUUAAUUGUUUAUCAUGAAAUAUCCAAGUGUUUGUGAAUUAUCUAUAAUAUUAUGAAAGGGAAGUUAAAUGGAUAUAACGAUUUUAGGCAGUCAUGUUUUGAAUCCUUAGAAAGUAUGUAAUUUCAAGCAUAAUAUAUAGCGUAGAGCCCAUAGAGUGAUGUCUAUUUGAUUUAAUUUAAAUUGUUGAUAUUAUAAUAAACGUGCAAUAUUACAUCUAUACUAAUAUUAUAAAGCUGAAGAGUUUGUUUGUUUCAUGUUUGUUUGUUUCAUGUUUGUU
Colias croceus (clouded yellow) is the source of this 1936-nucleotide messenger RNA. RefSeq names its product kelch domain-containing protein 3-like. Lineage: Eukaryota; Metazoa; Arthropoda; Insecta; Lepidoptera; Pieridae. Gene Ontology annotation, cellular component: cytoplasm. The record is from RefSeq and is a predicted model, not a curated record. Gene Ontology annotation, molecular function: chromatin binding; protein binding. The transcript has 6 exons. The coding region runs from base 165 to 1310 and encodes 381 amino acids.